Molecule: messenger RNA, 2377 nt
Organism: Trichosurus vulpecula (common brushtail)
Lineage: Eukaryota; Metazoa; Chordata; Mammalia; Diprotodontia; Phalangeridae
Gene: VMA12
Product: transmembrane protein 199
Exons: 6
Coding region: 109-738 (209 amino acids)
Biological process (GO): vacuolar proton-transporting V-type ATPase complex assembly
Cellular component (GO): endomembrane system
Source: RefSeq, a predicted model, not a curated record
AGAACUCCGCGCGCCGCGCCGCGCCGCGCCCCGCUCAGGCCGCUCUAGGGCUCCCCCGGAAGUUCUCGGCGGCUCCGCCUCCGGUCACCUGACACCGCCCGACCCAACAUGGCGUCCUCCGUGCGCGCCGGGGAGCGGCUGCGACGGGCCUUGGGCCCUGGGGCGGAGCUGGAGGCGGCCGGCCUGCCCCGAGAGCUGCGGGCGCGGCUGGAAACGGCUCUCAGGAAGAGAAAGGCCGCCGAGGGGGAGGGCGACGGCGAAGACCCCAGGCCCUUGGUGCCCUUCCGCCUGCUCCGAGAGCUGCACGAGCACCUCCGGGAGCAGGGCUCGCCUCUCUUCCUUCACGAGCUCCUGGAAGGCAGUGAGAUCUAUCUCCCCGAGGUGGUGAGACCGCCGAGGAAUCCAGAGCUGGUCGCCCGCCUGGAGCGGAUCAAAGUUCAGCUGGCCAAUGAGGAGUACAACCGUAUCACCAGGAACAUUUGCCAGGCACCAAGGCGCAGUGGGACUCUAGCUGACUUUGGACGCCAAGUGAGGUCAGUGAAGGCAGUGGUCAUCUCCAUCUUCAACUUUAUCAUCACUGUGGCAGCAGCUUUUACCUGCACCUUCCUAGGAAGCCAGUACAUCUUCUCAGAAAUGGCAGCGAGGGUGCUGGCUGCGGUGAUUGUGGCUUCCGUAGUGGGCCUGGCUGAGCUCUACAUCAUGGUCCGGGCCAUGGAAGGAGAACUUGGAGAGCUUUGACGAGGGUUCUGCCCCCACUCAAAUACCAAGUGUGUUUCCAGGAGUCCCAGAGUGGGGGGGCUUUGCUCUGUCUUCUUUUCUUCCACUGCAGCUGCCAGCCCACUUCAGGACCUCGGCCCUCCGCGUCACUCAGCAGUGCACAGCAGACCCUCCUUUACACGCGGCCUUGUGUUAAGGUUCAAGGAAGAGGGCUGGGGCUGCUACCACACCCGCUCCUCACCCCUGCCCACGCCCCCAAAUCAAACACUGUCUUCGCCCUUGAUACAAACCCAGCUACCUGCAUCAAAUGUCACAGGCCUGAGGUCAUUGCCCACUUGGACUCAAAGAGGAGGAGCAGAGAAUUCCGAGGCAGAAAGAAACCUUCACAUCCAGCCUGUAGCCAGGCCCUUGCAAAAGAAUUGCCAUUUGUCUGUUUCAGUUUCUGCCUUUGUGUUGACCUUAAGAUUUCUUCUUGCUCUUCCUCCCAUCCGUCUUUGUGUGUUUGUAUCUACGUUUCCCUCCCUUCAGUGUCUUUGAGGCUUCCUGCUUUCAAAGCAUCAGGUCCUCUGAUUCCAAGAAUGGGGAAGAAGGGGUGGCAAAGCCUGUAUGUUUAUUUUUAACCACAUAAAUCAUUCCUCUGGCUCCUCUUGUGUUCAGGGAAAAUGGCUUCUAUGAAUCUUCUCCAGUCCAAAAAGAACACAGUCAAUUCUGCUGUGAUGCUUGUUUUGAAAAAUGUGAAUUUGUUCCAAAUGUGAUUGGUAUAUUCAGGAACAAUUUGAGCAUAACACAAAUUUUGUGUUUGCUUAUGCGCCGUUGCAUCUGACAGAAAAUUGUUCUUGUUCAGGAUAACUCACAAGCAUCCACCCUUCCAACACCCACUUCCACAAGGAAACUUCUGGUCUCUUUCAAGGUGAAGUGCCCUAGAUCCUACGGUGCAGUGGGACCUGUGGGCUGACGCGGGCUGGUCUUUCUCUACCUCUUCCCCCACCUUCCUCUAUGGCCAAGACCCACACCCGGCCCAGGAGUUGCCAUCCACUGAAACUACCCUCCCCCCAGGAGCAACUGGACUCUGCCAUCCUGGGCCCCGUGGGAACUGGGACACCAGUGGAGCAUCAGCCGAGGCUACAGGCUACACGGCUAUUUAUUAUGGUAUUUAUGUAUAUUUCUCAACCAUUUAGUAUGUAUAAAACUGCUACCACUUUUGGUAGGUCCCUAUCUUUUUUUAACGUGUCACUGAUAAAGUUUUUGACUGUUGUCCUCCUAACCCCGUUUUUCCAUAAACUCUAGUUUUUAUUGCAAGAUUUUUGCAUUGCACUGUGGUUUUUAGGGACACAUGUCAAAGAGAACAUCUUUGGGUUUUAUGUAUUCUGUGUCUACUGUAGCCUAUGUGGUGGCUUACUGUAUCAGAAAAGGUAUGUGUGUAUAUACACAGGCACACUUAGGCGUGUGUUCCUGUACAAAGGGUGUUUCUGUAUAUGUGGAAUAUGCAUAAAGUUCUCAGUUCUUUUUCACACCGUUACCCAAAAAGGCUCCUGCCAAUAAGAAGGCAGUUACACUGUUUUGCUGCCCACAGUUCUGGCCUUAAAUGCUGUUUUCAGUUGUUUUGUCAUGCCCGAUAGGAUUUAUACAACUAUUAAAGUUUAAAUAACAAAUGCCAAAA